AAGUUAUCAAUGUUGUUUAAGUCCUUCCCCAUUUAAAUCACAAAAUAAAUCAAAUAAUCUUCUUCUCUCUUCUUCAAAUCAAAUCAAAUCAAACUGUACAAACUUCAAGCAAUACAUACUUGGUGACUUUAAAUCCGAGUACAUAACACUUCUCAUCAGAUCACACUUCUUCUCAAUCUCUCUCUCUUUCAUUUUCGAAACCAAUCAUCAGAUAUCAUCAUAUCACAACCAAGAUAUCAUCAUUCAUCAUAAACUAUCAUUCAAAUGGUUUAUUCAUCUCAUUCUUUACUACCUCAUCAUCAUCAACAACAACAACAACAACAACAACCUCUUCUCUCUUCUACAUCUAACCUUAAUUCAUCUCCUACUCCUUCUUCGACUACUGCUACUCUUAUCUUUUCAAGAAGAAGACAUCGUUCUUGGUUGAACUAUGCUCUACUACUCUUACUUCUCAUCGUUCUGGGUACUAUCAUCGUCUUAUCAACAGCAAACGCAUUAUUCGGUAUCCAUACUGUCGAUCUCAUCACAUCCCAAGACCUAGAAUCAUCACUCAUCCCACCCACUUCUCCCAACUCAUUACCCACCACCACCACUACCACCACCACUCACACCAUCCAAAACACAUUGAUUCCAAAAAUCAUUCAUCAAACUUGGAAAACAGAACGGAUUCCAGAUAGAUGGUUACCUGUUCGAGCUACUUGUGCUGCUUUACAUCCUGAUUGGGAGUAUGUGCUUUGGACCGAUCAGAGUGGUAGGGAAUUGAUUAUUCAACAUUAUCCUUGGUUUUUGAAAACUUUUGAUGGGUAUCGUUAUCCGAUCCAAAGAGCCGAUGCGGUACGAUACUUUGUCUUACAUCAAUAUGGAGGGGUUUAUAUGGAUUUGGAUAUCGGUUGUGUAAGACCUAUGGAUAGUUUGAUCUCGAAUCCUUUGUUCGAUUUGCUUUUGCCUCAGACUAUACCGGUGGGAGUCUCAAAUGAUUUGAUGUUUAGUUCUGCUCGUCAUCCGUUUAUGGAAUAUGUGAUUAAUCAUCUUCAAUACUUUGAUCAUGAUUAUUUCUUAAACUAUCCAACGGUCAUGUUCUCGACUGGACCCAUGGCACUUUCGGCUCUUUAUUCUCAAUUCAGAUCAUCUCCAACGAACCAACUAACGUCCAAACCUAUCCGAAUCCUUCCACCAGAACUGUACGGCAAGAACCUUCCAGCCACAAACACUCCUUCCUCAGCUUUCUUUGCACAUUACUAUGGAUCAUGUUGGCACACAGAUGAUGCAGGCUUUAUAGUCUGGUUAGGCAAAUUUGGAAUGCUUUGGUUGUAUGGAGCCAUUGGAGUCUUGGGAUUCUGGUUGAUCCGAUUCGGUCUAAGAUCGUUUAGAUCAUUUAUGGAAGAUGGAAGAUUGAAUGGAACUCAUCGGUCUAGAAACCAUUCGCAUAGGAGAAGACGCUUGUUUAUCAGAUCAUCCUCUUCGAGAUCGGGUUCUAGUUCUCCUAGGUUUGCUGAUGUCUUGUUGUUACCGGUGACUUGGUUGGAGGAAAAGAGAAGGAAAUCGGUUUUUCAAAGUAAUGAACCUAGGUGUAAGUGUUGUGGUGGAUGGACAAGUAGUUCUGAGUCCGGAUUACCGGCCUACGAAUCACAUACUCCUACUACUGAGGAAUGGCAAGUAGAGGAAGAAGAUUUGUUUCUUUCUCCUUCGUCGGUGUCUUCUCCUUUACCGUCUCCUACUCUUCAUCCUUACCAAUCUCAUCAUCAUCAAUGUAGAUCAUCACCUAUACAAAAAGCGUUUUAUAAAUUGGCUGAAUUGACAGGGGUGAGUACGAGUGCUGGGAAUGGAGCAACGGGAGGAAAUGGAGCAGGAGCAGGGGGAACGGGAAAUGGAAAUGGGGGAAGUUUGGCUGGGGUGGAGGUUUUGGAAUUGGGUGAUCAUGGGAAUUUGAAUUCGGUUAAAUCUGAUUAAGGUAUUUAUCAGUUGGAUGGGUUUAGGAGUUUAGGAUUUGUGGAGUUUGGAAGUUGUCGUGGUGGUUUUUCUUUUUUCGUUUUUUUUUGGUAUACGUGAUUUUUCUUUGAGUGAUGGGUUGGUUUUAAUCAUUGGAUGUGGGGUUUUUUUACAUGGAUGAGUUUUUUUCUUUUGCUGGAAGUUGUGGGGGUUUCAUGAGAUGAAAGGUGUGGUACUGGAGUAUGAGUGAAGAAAUAGAAGUUUAUGAAUGUAAAUUGGUCACGGUUUUGGAUGGGUUUUGGAUUUGUUACACUUUUAGAGCUUUUAUGAUGGGUUAUGUUUUUUUUUUUGUUUUGUUGUUUUUCUUUCUUCUUUUUUUGAAAUUUGCUUUUGCUUUGCUUUUGCUUUGUUUCAAUUGUUUUGUUUUGUUUGGUGCUUUUGUUUCAACUGUUUUGUUUGUGUUAUUGUUUUUGCUUUUGUUUGUGAUUUUUUGUGAUUUUGAUUGUGUAUGUUUUUUAGAUAUAUUUAGUUUAGUUCUUUUUCAAGUUAUUUAUUAAUUGAUUUUUUUUGAACACUUUU
Melampsora larici-populina 98AG31 is the source of this 2508-nucleotide messenger RNA. RefSeq names its product family 32 glycosyltransferase. Gene Ontology annotation, molecular function: mannosyltransferase activity. The record is from RefSeq and is a predicted model, not a curated record. Gene Ontology annotation, biological process: mannosyl-inositol phosphorylceramide biosynthetic process. NCBI's taxonomy places the organism in Eukaryota, Fungi, Basidiomycota, Pucciniomycetes, Pucciniales, Melampsoraceae. The transcript is spliced from 5 exons. Bases 265 to 1950 code for a protein of 561 amino acids.